Messenger RNA from Coccinella septempunctata (seven-spotted ladybird), 1331 nucleotides. RefSeq names its product CAAX prenyl protease 1 homolog. Gene Ontology annotation, biological process: CAAX-box protein processing. Bases 42 to 1331 code for a protein of 429 amino acids. Lineage: Eukaryota; Metazoa; Arthropoda; Insecta; Coleoptera; Coccinellidae. The transcript has 2 exons. Gene Ontology annotation, cellular component: endoplasmic reticulum membrane. The record is from RefSeq and is a predicted model, not a curated record. Gene Ontology annotation, molecular function: metalloendopeptidase activity.
UAAUUUUUGAAAUGUCAGUGAAUAAUUAGUUUGAAAGUUACAUGUUUUUAGUGGCGAAUUUACUGAAGAAUAGCGUUUUGUUUUGUCUCUGGAUGGAAUUUAUAUGGCAAGCGUACCUAAAUAGAAGGCAAUUCAAUAAAGUUCGACACACACAUGAACUGCCAAGAGAAAUCCGCUUCGUUAUGCCCCCUCCGAUAUUCAGAGUGUCCCGAGAUUAUACAUUGGCGAACUUAGAUUUUCUCCUUGCCAAGAGUCUGGUCUCUGUCGCUUUUUCCUCUGCGAUGAUACAAGGCGACUAUUUGGCGUAUUUGUGGAAUUACGCUUCCAAGAAAGAUCCCUACGGAAGUGAAAUUGUGACUAGCUGUAUUUGGUUGGCUGCCCUGUGUGCUUUCACUUCGCUGGUGGACUUCCCCUUCGAUCUCUACCGCAAUUUUAUCUUAGAGAAGAGUUUAGAAAUGCCAGUGUUGAGUGUGAAAGAUUUUUUGAAGGAAAGCGUUUCCAGUUUUAUCGUGAUAGAGAUUUUUUCAACCGCUAUUGCCGCAGCGGUUGUAGUUACCGCUCUUUUUGCCGGACGUUUGUUUUUCAUUUUUUUAUGGAUUAUGUCCUGUAUUCUGCUCUCGAUUGGUACCAAUUUGUCCCAAUGGAUUGGAUACCAGUCUACUGUAAGUUUGGUCGAGUUUCCUCAGGGUGAGUUGAGGAAUCAUAUCGAAAUUCUUUGCAAGGAAUUAGAUUUUCCUUUGGAAAAAAUAGAAAUACUACCAUAUAGUCGUGUGAUGGAAGAGCACAGUUGCGUCUAUUACUACGGAGUAUUCAAGAAGAGCAUCGUGAUUUCAGUCAAUAUUUUACCAGUGGCUGAGCUGCAGGACAGUUUGGACGAAGAAGAAAUUUUGGCUCUCGUCAUACAUCAACUCGGUCAUUGGUAUAAGAAUCACGACGUAAAAAAGUUUUGUAUUCUGCAAACGGCUCUUUUAAUGUGGUUCUUGAUAUUCGUUUAUUGUUUCGAGAAGAAGGUAGUGUAUGAAGCGUUUGGUUUUCACGAAUCGACGCCGGUGCUCGUUGGCAUCAUGAUAACAGUGCAAUACGUUAUGCUGCCAUAUAAUAUUUUGACGGCUUUUACCCUGAUGUCUUGGACACGAAGCUGCGAAUAUGAAGCUGAUACGUUCGCUGUCCAACUGGGAAUGAAAUAUGAGAUUGAGAGAGCUUUGAUAAAAAUUUACGUUGUUAGUUUCGAAUUUCCAGUUGUAGAUCCUUUAUACAGCAAGCAUAAUUUUUAUCAACCGUCUCUACUCGAAAGGUUACAUAACUUGAAUAAGGUUUCUGCCAAUUUAUAA